This is a messenger RNA of Olea europaea var. sylvestris, 2389 nucleotides long. Its product is annotated as protein FLX-like 2. The coding region runs from base 435 to 1952 and encodes 505 amino acids. Lineage: Eukaryota; Viridiplantae; Streptophyta; Magnoliopsida; Lamiales; Oleaceae. The transcript is spliced from 6 exons. The record is from RefSeq and is a predicted model, not a curated record.
AAAAUGUAUUUUUGUAAGGUGCCCUUUUAUGCAAUAGAUAGAGGACAAGCGGUGAAGGGUUUUUUUCCCCUUGUAUUGCACUAAAGAUUGGGAACAAUUUACCGUGAAGGAGAGGCUGUUGCUACCAAUUUAAUCUUGUGUUGCAGUGGCUUCAUCUUAUUCAUAACAAAACUUGAAAGGGGCUGUAGUAAACAAGCAGUUUGCGAACAGCUUGUGUUCAGCUGGCAUAGUAACUCAUUCAUUCACAUCUAUAAAGGUGAACUGCACACGAAUUCCAUCAAUUCAGUGGCAGAAUUUGGAAAUUCUGGAGCUCAAAAACCUGAUCCUGAUGUAUUACAAAAGGAAAUGCUACAGAAGCUCUAUUAACUUAAAUUUUCCAGUAGUCCAACACAAGAAAAAAUUAAACUCUAAAGAUCUUAAAGCAGUUGCAGGUAAUGGCAAACAGUAGCCGAGUGCCUCCUCCCCACCUCCGGCGCGCUCUUGCUGGCCGGAGCAUGGUGCAUCAUGAUGCUUAUGGCCCUCCAAAACAUCCUCCACCUGGUGGUUUCCCUCUAGAAAUGUUGCUUCCUGAAGUUAUGGAACAAAAGCUUACUGCACAACAUGUCGAGAUGAACAAACUUGCGACUGAAAAUCAGAGGCUUGCCACUACUCAUGGAACUCUUAGACAAGAUCUUGCUACUGCCAAGCAUGAGUUGCAGUUAGUACAUGCUCACAUUGCUGAUAUGAAGGCUGAGAAAGAACAUCACACAAAAGGAUUAAUGGAUAAAACUGCGAGGAUGGAGGCUGAACUUCAGGCUGCAGAGUCUAUCAAAACAGAGUUUCAGCAAGCACAUGCUGAAGCUAGGAGCUUGUUUUCUGCAAGACAGGAACAAAUUUCCCAGGCGCAGCAGCUGACACGCGAUCUUCAGAUGGCUCACUCUGAGGCACAGCAGAUUCCUGCUCUAAUGGCUGAAAUUGAGAGCCUGAGACAGGAGUAUCAGCAAUGCAGGGCUACUUAUGACUACGAGAAGAAAUUAUACAGUGACCAUCUUGAAUCACUUCAGGUGAUGGAGAAGAACUAUAUGGCAAUGUCGAGAGAGGUGGAUAAGCUUAGAGCAGAGUUAACUAAUUCUGUAAACUUUGACCCACAAACAGGCGGGCCAUAUGGUGGUUCUGCUGGAUACAGUGGAGGGGGUAUUCCAGGGGGGAACUAUGCUGCUGGACAAAAUGCUUAUCAUGAUGGCUAUAGCUUAUUACAGCAGGGCCAAACGUCACUUUUAGGAGGGGCUAGUGGUGCUGGAGCUGCUGGCACUGGGAGUGGAGCACAUGAUUCUGGCGCUGGGGGUACUUCUCCUCAUUUUGUAGCUCAAUCUGCAUCUGGUGGUUUGGGGGCUGCUUAUGAUGCAUCAAAAAGGACUGGUUAUGACGUGCAAAGAGGGCCUACUGGACCUGGCUACGAUGCACAGAGAGGAUCUACUGGACCUGGCUUCGAUGCAGAGAGAGUUCCAACUGGGCCCGGCUACGAUGCACACAGAGGACCAACUGCACCCGGUUACCAGCCACAGAGAGGACCAACUGCACCCGGUUACCAGCCACAGAGAGGACCAAGUGUACCGGGUUACCAUUCACAGAGAGGACUCAUUGGUGCCCCAGCUUAUGAAAUGCAGAGAGCACCUAAGCAAGACACGCAGAAGGGACCAGGUUAUGAUGCUGAUAAAGCACCUGGUUAUGAUGAUCAAAGACCUCCACCUACUCGUGAUUUUCGAAGAGAUUCCGGAAAUGACGUCCAAAGGGGAUCUAAUUAUGAUCUGCAGAAAGCUGCUGGCUAUGAUCCAUCGUCUCAAGGCGCUGUUGGGUCCCAAGGACAGGUACCGAUUGAAAAUACACAUCAUGUGUCAGGACCACCACCGCCUACUCGCCCCAGUGGUGGAUACGAGGCACCUGCACGAGGUGGGAACCCUGUUCAUAGAUGAGUUCAGAACCAUCUCAAUUUCAGUGUUGUCCGAAAUUUCUUCGUGGAUGCCUUGUGUAAUUGAGCUCGCAUUUUACUUGUCAUUCGUCAUCCGGCACGAUACAUCUCCCUCGUGUUAUGUUUCUCUUUCAUAAGGAGACGUCUGUAGUGUUAUGUUUCUCUUUCAUAAGCAGACGUCUGUAGUGAAGUUCUGAUAUGAAAGCAUAACCAAUGUAGUUUUCAACUUAUUAUGCAAGUCGAACACAGAAGCAGAAUGCAGUCAUGCUUUGUUGGAAGAGCCUAGUACCCAACAAAUUGUGGUGGUGUUCAUGUUCAGCCUACAACUAUUUAUAUUUUCUGAAAAAUUCUGUGUACGCAAAAUUUAACUUAUGUUCUUCGAAACUGCUCAAUACUAUUCCGCUGAAAUCAAAUAUGAGUCACCAAAGAGUUGGAAUGUUA